Molecule: messenger RNA, 3448 nt
Organism: Actinia tenebrosa (Australian red waratah sea anemone)
Lineage: Eukaryota; Metazoa; Cnidaria; Anthozoa; Actiniaria; Actiniidae
Biological process (GO): double-strand break repair
Cellular component (GO): nucleus; site of double-strand break
Molecular function (GO): DNA-(apurinic or apyrimidinic site) endonuclease activity; DNA binding; protein binding
Source: RefSeq, a predicted model, not a curated record
UCUUGGCCAAGGGAAGAGAAUGUCACUAACUGUGUGUAAUGAGCAAAAUCUCUAUACCGAGAAAAUAAGGGUGCGACGAAUAUGAAGAUUUUUGGUAAAUCUUAACUACAAACCUCAAAUCAUAGAGGACUUAUAUAAACUACCUGUUAAGCCCUAAGGAUAAACAAGUACACAAAUAAUCGAUGAUAGCUAUCUGCUUACAAUAGUUAACAUUUCUGAAAGCUGAGCCUCAACUGAGCCUCACAGUGACCUGAAGUUUAAGCAUAAAUGUACUGACAAGAAAACGAAUAUAUAUCGACUUUAAAUGUAAAUUUUACUCAAAUUCAAAAUUCAAUUACCGUGUGGAAAUAUCUCUGCAUAUGGAGUUAUGAUUUUUUUUAUAGCGUAAAAUCGAAAUUCUGGACAUGUUCUUUCGGUUCAAGUGAUAAUUCCUAGGAUGUGAAAAUCAACUCUAGUCCUUUAGCAAAAACAAAGCCGUCUGGAGCUCUUGUCAUUGAUAUCAGCACUGAAUCUAACGACUCGUUUUAUUGGCUGGUYAUUUUCUAACACGCAUUUUGAUUGGCUUAGUUUACCCCAAGCCAUCGUGUAAAUAGUCUCAUCGAUUAGAGUCAUUGAUCCCGACCAAAUUUUCCCAAAAUGGUGGCCUUUUAAGUCUCUCUCUUCCCUAAAAAGGACACCAUAUUGGUCGUUGAACUUAUUCCACCGCGAUGUCGAAUAGCCAGUUCGCUUUGAGGCCAAUCGAUGGAGGAAAAAGCACAGUUCUACCCCUGGGAACGACCUCGAUUGGACGAGGACCUCUGCUAAGCGUUGUUGACAAAAGGGUUUCAAGAUCUCAUGCUAUUCUUGAGGCUCAGAAUGACAAACUUUUGGUAACUGCUACACAUGCUAACCCAACAUUCUACAAGGUAGCAGACAAGGAUUCCUUCUCUGCUUUAAAGAAGGAUGAGAGCAGAGAGCUUUUGAUAGGAGAUCAGAUAUCCCUGCUGCCCAACCAACAUGUUUUCCAAGUCGUCAAGGAGAGCAGCAUUGAUCAAACAAACAUAGAUGUUAAGACAGCUGAACAAUCUAACAGUGAAAAAGAAGCGAAUGGUAAUGGUUUGAUGCAGGAUAAAGAUGCAAUAGAAAGCACUUCUUCCAAAGAUGAAGAAGAAGAGAAUGUAGAAUCUGCUGAGAUCCAGUCUGAUCCAGUCUCUCAGGCGGGAAUGGCACCAAAAACUGAUGUAGAGAUGUUACAAAAGAACCGUACACUUCCAGCGUGGAUGGUUCCAAAAGAAGAAGAAAAUAAAGCCACCGUCUCGACCCCUCCCAAACCUCGUGGCCGAGGACGACCAAGGAAGAUAAAAGAGCCAGAGAAUACUGAACCAAGUGAGCAACGAAAUGGAAACGAGAGCCAGAGUGGAACGAUAGAUGAAGGAAUCUUAAACCCUGGACAAAAUGUUUUACCAGUAAUGCGCCCUACAGUUGAGGACAGAACGAUGGAAGACUUUGAUUAUGCAGAUGAUAUUGAUGAUGACGAUGAAGAGGAUCGUGAAGAUGAUGACGAAGAUGAGUGGAGCCCUGUGGCAAAAGUUAGCAGCAGGGGAAGAGGACGAGGCAGGGGGAGAGGCCGAGGGCGUGGCCGUGGUGGAGGAAGGGGGAGAGGUCGGGGUAGGGGUAGAGGAAGACCUCGUACUAAACGACGAUCAAAACAGUAUAGUGAUGACGACAGUGAAGAUGAAUUGAGUGAAGACGAUUAUGACGUGUUACCAAAGCCACCCAAGUUACGGAAGAAAUCACGUGAUAUCAGCGACAGCGAGGAAGAUGAUCCAGUGAAGGGAGAAGACGAAGAUGACAAAGAAGCGAGUUCAAAAGUGACCAAGAAAGAUCUGCCCGCAUGUCCGUAUGGCAAGCUGUGUUACAGAAAAAACCCGGGUCACUUCGAUGAAUAUUCCCAUUACUUUGCUGAGAACGAGGAUGACGAUUCCAAACCAGAAUGUCCGUAUGGAGCCAACUGUUAUCGAAAAAACCGUCAACACUUAGAAGACUACAGACACAGCCAGUCCUCAGAGGCUAGACCAAAAAGAAAGGCGUCCACCACAGGUAAACAGAGUGAUGACAGUGAUAAGGGUGAUGAUGAAGACGACGGUGAGCCAAAUACCUAUGACGAGGACGUCAUCGAUAAAAACGAGUCAUCAAGUAGCGAGAGCUAUAACCAGCCCUCCGCGGACGAUAGUGACUGGAACCCUGGUGACGACUCGGACGAGGACGUGAAGGAACUUCUUUCUGAGGCCAGAGGUUUUCUUAGAAGUAAAAAGAUGGCGAAACCCGUAUAAGGACUAGUCGUAAACCCUUGAGGAGCUUGGAGCAAGGGGGAGGGGUGGUGGGUACCCUGGGGUCCAGAGAUUAUUUAUUCUCGCUCCGGCAUUUGCUGUUUUGAUUGGAAGUCGCGAGGGGAAAGCGAAUCAGAACCUCUGGAGACCAGGGUAGGUCAGUAGUGGGAUUGUCAGUAUAAAACAUCCCUUUYYUUUGGUCCUGUGCUCAAGCUCUAAUUUACCCUUUGAUAUCGUCCAAGACCCAUUUGAGAAAAUAUAGAUAUCAUGAUCGUCUCUUUUUCUAAACCCUUUUCUCCCUACCCCACCAGUGUUGGUAAUUUAUGACCUGUCUCGAACAUCUCAGUGUUCUGUAACAUUUGCCUUUUCCAUUGAGACAACCCUGGAAGGUUCUUUAGGGUUGAAAUUUUCAUCCUCAACAGUAAAAUUAGUUCAUAGUGAAUUUGUUAUGAGUGGGGAAAUAAUCAAAUAGUCGUAUCAACACCAAGACGUUUGAUUGGCUGUAUGGACACACGAAAAAAGAGCGGGAAGUCAUUUCGCGCCACUUAGUGUCACGUGUACCGUAUCCGACAGAGCGUGUACCUAUGGGGAGGUCUGACUGACCAGGGAUUAAGAAGCACACAUUUCGUUCUGUAUACAUUAUUUUCUUAUAUUUUUUAAAAGUGAUGAUUUUGUGCUAAAUAAAUUCAUUAUCUUCACCCAUCCCACCUAAGUAAACUCCUCACGAGAGAGUAGUAUAGUACUAUAAUUUUCCCACUCAUACGAAUUCUCACUGUGUACUGAGGUAAGCCAGAUCUGUAGACACUACAUAAAAAUCAUUAUAUAAAAGUGACGUGUUUUCCAGAAAGUUUUUUUUUUCAGUAAGAAGCUUUUAACAUUGACUCUGAUUCUGGGAAAAAAUGAAGCUGCAAACAUAUAUUUAGUUUAUUAUAUAGUAGAUUAACUUGAAAAAGGCUUCUGGAAGCAGGAUCAGUUGAACAUAAAAGCAGAAAACUAUGUGAUAAUAUAAAGAUAUAGACGUAAAGAGAAAAACCUCUAUAUGUAUCAACUAUAUAGGCCAUAAAGUUUUAACAAAUGUAUAUGUAUAUGUAGAUAGAUUUUAAUGAAGAUAUAUUAAAGAACUGAUGUGUAAACCAUGA